Spirodela intermedia is the source of this 303-nucleotide messenger RNA. The record is from the annotation of a GenBank genome assembly. NCBI's taxonomy places the organism in Eukaryota, Viridiplantae, Streptophyta, Magnoliopsida, Alismatales, Araceae.
AUGGAGAUAGAGAGAGAGAAGGUAGAGAAGUCACUGACAAGGAGGAUUGAGUCCCGCGCCGCCAGCGAAAGAAUGUCGGAACAGGAGACGACUCCAGGGCAGGCCGCCUCCAGCUGGGAUUUGGCCUUUUCGAUGACGUCGAAUCCCCGAAGGCCCUCGUUGCCGAAGGCCAUGUUCUCCUGCUUCCCAUCAGGCCGAAAUAUCAGCACCGACCCCUCGCAGCCCUGUGAGAAUUCUCGCACCGUCAGCUGUUCCCACAUUCGUCAACGGGAAGGCGGCGGCGGCGGAUGCCGACCUGGAUGA